Nylanderia fulva is the source of this 1009-nucleotide messenger RNA. RefSeq lists its product as uncharacterized. Lineage: Eukaryota; Metazoa; Arthropoda; Insecta; Hymenoptera; Formicidae. The record is from RefSeq and is a predicted model, not a curated record. Gene Ontology annotation, biological process: multicellular organismal reproductive process.
ACAUUUACGUCAAAAUCAGUCGCAGAAGUUGACUUUUGACGUCUGGGAAAUAAUUUGUGUAAUCUCGAUGCCCUCGGCAAAUUCAUUAAAUCUAACAAUGAGAAUGAUAUAUCUCGAGGGAAAGAGAACUGUGUGUGUUCUCCAUUUCCAGCUUUUUUAUUUUGUGCAGAAAAUGAAUCACAUGGCAUUUGGGCUUAUCCUGAUCUGUUGCCUUACUCGGGCAAUUGAAACGAACGGUUAUCACGUGUUCGCAAAACGUACCAUGUUUGAGGAGUUUCUCGAAAAAUUUAAGAUCAUAUUAAAGACCGGAAAUGAAUCGCUCGGAAUUCCGGUUCUUGAUCCAUUCACUGCGAAGCAAAUGCCGAUCAAAUUAUACGAGCAAAUAAUAAACCUGAAUGCGCUUUUGACAAACGUCAACGUGGAUGGUUUAUCCGAGUACAAAGUCAUCGAGGGUGAUUUCCAAGUAAUUGGUAUGAAACUCAACAUAAAUCUCUCCUGGCCUUUAAUAACCGCGAGUACCGAUUAUACAAUGAAAGGAAACGCUGAUUCUUAUGAAUUUUACGGAAACGGUGAGAUAGACCUGUCCGCGCGAGAUUUCGUUUUGGAGACGGAAAUUGGUUUCACAGUGAAUGGAGAACAUUUCAAAGUGAGAAAUAUGAAAUUGAAGCUUUCUCUGAGAGCCCUAGAUUUUCGCGUCACAGGUUUGUUCGACGAUGAAGAAUUGUCUAAUGUAUUGAGUGCUGUGAUAUCCGAUACAGCACCUGAAUUCUUCAAAGAUGCCACGAUUAUGGAAAGACUUAGACAUCUAACGACAGAAAAAAUCGACGCUUUUCUCUCCACUAAGAUGAUCGGAGAAUUAUUGGAAUUUUUGGGUGUGUUGGAUUGAUAGCGUCAUGUUUCGCAUUUAAUUUAAAUUAAAAAUUGAAUUACAUAAAUUAAAUAACAAUUAGUUUUAAGAAAUUAAGUUCGAUCGCUUCAAUUCUUCGAAAUGAAUCAUAGCCAGCAUAAU